Lepisosteus oculatus (spotted gar) is the source of this 3856-nucleotide messenger RNA. Its product is annotated as serine/threonine-protein phosphatase with EF-hands 2. Gene Ontology annotation, molecular function: iron ion binding; Hsp90 protein binding; calcium ion binding. The record is from RefSeq and is a predicted model, not a curated record. Lineage: Eukaryota; Metazoa; Chordata; Actinopteri; Semionotiformes; Lepisosteidae. Gene Ontology annotation, biological process: detection of stimulus involved in sensory perception; negative regulation of MAPK cascade.
GGGGAGCUGCACAACCUGCUGAAGCACAGCUGCCCAGGUUGCCCAAGAGCACAGCCAGGGACACACAACAACACAAGCACACUCUCAAGAGGGCAGCUGCAGACUGGCUUAGCUGCCGCCGUAGCAUCGACCUUCCUUACCAAUAUGCCUGAUGUGCUGAGUUCCUCCAGGCUCUCUCCUGUGCGGUCUGGACACAGGAGAAAAGGGGCUGAGUUGUAGGAAAUAGACUACACAGUGAAAUGCUAAGGAACUGAAGGUUAACAUAGCAGACCAGGGGACUUGCUUAUAGAGAGAAAGAGAAUAACAAGGGAAGAGUAAAGACCAUGGGAUGUGGGAUCUCAUCCUCAGGCGAUUACAGGUUGAAGAAGUCUGAAAGAGCAAGUAUGUCAAUCCCAGGAGCAGCUGCUACAGCAAUGAAAGCUGCUGUACUGAUCCAGCGAUGGUAUCGCCAGUACGUUGCUCGCAUGGAGGUGAGGCGGAGGUGCACCUGGACCAUCUUCCAGUCCAUAGAGUACGCAGGGGAACAGGACCAGAUCAAGCUGUACAACUUCUUUGGAUACCUUAUGGACCACUUUACACCUGCUAGCAGUAGUGAAAGGAAUCUCAUAUCACAUAUUUUCACUGAGGACGAGGUUUGCAGAGAAGCCGAAUGGGAGAGGAUGCUUGAAUACGAGACCAUCGAAUUGCCAGAAACCUACACUGGACCCCACCUGUCUUUCCCUCUCGCUGUUACUCAAGCAUCUGCCUUAGUGGAAGCCUUCAGACGAAAGCAACAGCUCCAUGCUCGCUAUGUUCUGCAGCUUCUUCAUGAAACAUGGAGACACCUCAAACUACUGCCAAACAUCAACAGAGUCUCGACCUGCUACUGUAAGGAGAUAACUAUCUGUGGAGACCUACAUGGGAAUCUGGAGGAUUUACUGUUGAUAUUUUACAAGAAUGGGUUUCCUUCUGUGGAAAAGUCCUAUGUCUUCAAUGGGGACUAUGUGGACCGAGGCAAGAACUCCAUUGAGAUUUUAUUGAUUUUGUUUGCGUUGUUGCUGGUGUAUCCCAAUGCUGUUCAUCUGAACAGAGGAAAUCAUGAAGACUACAUUGUCAACUUAAGAUAUGGAUUCACAAAGGAAGUAAUGCAGAAAUACAAGGUUCAUGGCAAGAAGAUUCUCAAGCUGCUGCAGACAGUGUUUAGCUGGUUGCCCUUGGCCACUGUGAUUGACCGAAAGGUCUUAGUUACUCAUGGAGGGAUCUCACACACCACUGACCUCAAAAUAAUUGCCAAAGUGGACAGACACAAGUACAUUUCUGCAUUGAGACCUCCCAAGGUGAAAAAGAGACGAAACAUCCCUGAACCGCCACUCGUUGGAGGAGAUCCCCUGAGAGACGUUUCCAGGCCGAAGGAGAUCAUUAGUUCUGGCCCGAGAAGAAGCUCCUUAUCUUUUGACUCAUGCUACAGGCCUGCCUCUGAACCCAGGAGAAGAUCCCUGCACAGCAUCUCCCAGAAGGUGUGGCGCUCUGUGGAGGAGGAGCUGGAAAAGUGCCGCAGACAGGUGGGCUUCAGCGAGCUCUUCGACGACUCCAAGCACUCCCUGUCUCCGUCGGACUCCGACUCGGAGUCCUUCGAGAUCUGCGAGUCCGACGACAUGGAAUGGAAGCAGAUUGUAGAUAUCCUGUGGAGUGACCCCAUGGCCCACGAGGGCUGUGUCCUGAACCACGUGCGGGGCGGCGGGUGUUACUUUGGCCCUGACGUCACAGAGGCGGUCUUGGCCAGACACAACCUGCAGCUGCUCAUCCGCUCCCAUGAGUGCAAGCAGGAGGGCUACGAGUUCUGCCACAGCCGCAAGGUCUUGACCAUCUUUUCUGCCUCUAACUACUAUGAAGUGGGAAGCAACAGAGGGGCUUAUGUCAGACUGGGUCCUGAUCUGACCCCACACAUUGUUCAGUACCAAGCCAGCCGAACAACUCGCAAACUUACCAUGAGGCAAAGAGUGAGCAGGAUUGAGCGGUCCGCACUCCGGGCAUUGAGAGAGCAGCUCUUCGCACACAAGUCAGACCUCCUGACUGCCUUCCAACAGCACGACAGGAGCAGCACAGGACGCAUCGCGCUUAACGACUGGGCGACGGCGGUGGAGUCCGUGCUGCGCCUGGGCUUGCCGUGGCGGGUCCUGCGCCCCCAGCUCGUGGCCAGCGCCCCCGGGGGCUUCCUGCACUACCACAGCUGGUUCCAGGAGCUCGCCAUCGAGCAGCCCGUCCGAGAGCACAUACACCAGAGUCUGUUGGAGACUCUCUACAGGAACAGAGCCAAUCUGGAGACCAUUUUCCGCAUUAUUGACAGCGACAACUCAGGCCUCAUUUCAUUCGAGGAGUUUCGGCAGACGUGGAAGCUGCUCAGCUCGCACUUGGAGAUCGAGAUCAGCGACCAGGCCAUUUCAGACCUGGCGCUAAGCAUCGACUUCAACAAGGACGGGAACAUCGACAUCAACGAAUUCCUGGAGGCCUUCCGCCUUGUCGAUCAGACCCACCACACCGAGCGGGAGGGCAGCCUCCUGCUGACCCUCCCCGCCUUUCCAGAAGUGGAUUUGACGAGGACCACUGUGACCCAUUGACCUUCACGCUGGGCCAGUUUUCUUCCAGGGGUUCAGAACACCUUCCACUAGGGCAGUUGUGAGAAGGGAGUGGGGUGUCUGCAGGUGUGCUUUACCCUGGCACGAGUGCUUUCACCAUGGCACGAGUGCUUUACCUUGACACUAGUGCUUUCACCCUGGCACUAGUGUUUUUUUUUACUUCUAUUGAUGUUCCAGGGAAACGUCUGAGCCUAUGCUAGGAGAUAAUAGUUCACCAGCAGCAAAAGAGAACGUCAGGCCCACAGAAAUAAAUAUCAACAAGGCAACACUCAAUGCAACUUGGAACUUUGCAUUACUGGUUUCAGAUUUAAUAACUGGUGUGUUAAACCAACCACGCAAUGUAGGUUUAAAAAUGUUUUUUUGCGACUGCUAAUUACAAUUUUGUUAUAUGCAAAACACCUGGGCUAAGAAUAAUCGCAGCGCUCUCAAGGGGCCCGCCUUGCGUAGUUCAUGUUCCAUGAAGCUCUCAAAUAAUCACGUAGUGGAAAAAGAAGAUUAAUGCAGCAUGUUACUAUUCAACAGGUCAGCACAAAUAAUAAAUAAUUGGUACAACUCUCUACUGGCCUUUUGCCUCCCAAAAGGAAAUUAAACCCUGUACUCUUGACAAAUUCUGUAUGUUGCCUGACCUACUAUGGCACUGAUCUCAGAUGUGCGUGAUGGCAAUGUCAAUGUAAGUAAAUUUACUUUCUGCCUUAUCUUUCUUCAGUACCGGAUUUGUAUCACAACCGAUUGCUUAUGGGCCAAAGAGAGCUAAACUAAACAUGAACAGGAGCUACGAUUUUAGUUACAGGCACCCAUAGAAGAGAAUUAGCGCUCAAGCAUUUUUUUAGAGCUAUAUUUAUAGCUUUUGGAGACACUGUUGAGCAAAAAGUGUAAAAAAAACAGCACGGACUUGUAAUGCCUGUUGCAAUUUGAUAGCAGCUACGUUCUGAUAGUGACUUACUCAGCCAUUCUUACCAUUCACAAAUGUGCACCAUUUUCUACUGUUGUAUCCAUUAGAAGUGACACAUUUUAACUGUAUAGGAGUGGCCGAGAAGAUUUUAUGUCUGGUGUCAUUUUAAUGUAACUCAGUGUGAUGAGACAACACAGUUCUGCCUUUGUCUUGGUUUCAGACGGUAAGCUUUAAUGAACUGUGGAUUGACACUGUUGAAAAAUAGUGUGGAUAUCUCCAGAUAUGACCAGGAAUGCAACUGCCACUAUACAGUAAUUAAGGCCUGGUCUAAAGGGGUUUUUAAUAAAGA